CUGUCACGUCUUCUCCCCAUCAACAAAAACCUCUUUCCUCCAACGUUCAGCUAACAUCAUCAUGGGGGGCUUUCUGGGCUUCGUCUAUCGCCAGUGGACGGUCAAACCGAAACCUCUGCCACCGGCACUCUCUCUUUCAGGCAAAACAGCCCUAAUCACAGGCGCCAAUAGCGGCUUGGGUCUUGAAGCAGCCCGCGAGCUCGUGUCGCGCAGAUUAUCACGUCUCAUAAUCGCCGUCAGAGACCCCUCCAAAGUCUGGCCUCUCGACCACGACUCCUACGAAAGUAUAGCGGGGUUCGGCAAGCGAACAGAGAAGCUCGAAAGACUCGAUUACGCGCUUCUAAACGCCGGCGUGAAGAUGAUGUCGUACGAGAAGUCGGCGCUGGGCCAUGAGACCAACGUGCAGAUCAACCACCUCGGAACGUCCGCUGUUUCUCUCGCCGUCCUUCCCGCGUUGAAUAAGACGAGUAAGAAGUUCAACACAUCUACGAGACUUACGAUAGUCUCCUCAGAAGGCCACUUCUGGAUCCCCUUCAAAGAGCGCACCGCAUCUAACAUCCUCAUGCACAUGGACGACCCCAAGACAUUCGGCACGCAGCAGCAGCGCUACUAUACCUCCAAGCUCCUCAACGUGCUUUGGACGCGCGAACUAGCUUCCAAAAUCUCGCCGGAGGAAGUCGUGGUUAAUACGGUGAACCCGGGGUUCUGCUAUAGUGGGCUGCAUAGGCAUAGCGCGAGCUUUAUCAACGUGUUCUUGUGGCUUUUUGCAUGGACGCCGGAGCAAGGGGGAAGUUGCUUGACGGAUGCGCUGGUACGGCAGGGAGGAAGUCACGGGGCGUACGUUAGUGAACAGCGGUUGACAGCACCAUCACCCUUCGUUCUCUCGCCUGAAGGCGCCACCGUGCAGAAGAAGAUCUGGAGCGAGACGAUUGCGCUAUUGAAGCAGGAGGCACCCGCAAUCGACAUGUCUAUGGUGGCGUAGUUUCCCAACUACGCUCACGCCUUCAACGACGGAGCUUCCUCCAACGCAGACGCCCAGGACAACCUGAUCCACAUC
Molecule: messenger RNA, 1057 nt
Organism: Paraphaeosphaeria sporulosa
Lineage: Eukaryota; Fungi; Ascomycota; Dothideomycetes; Pleosporales; Didymosphaeriaceae
Product: short-chain dehydrogenase/reductase SDR
Exons: 3
Coding region: 62-982 (306 amino acids)
Source: RefSeq, a predicted model, not a curated record